This is a messenger RNA of Prunus armeniaca (apricot), 702 nucleotides long. The record is from the annotation of a GenBank genome assembly. NCBI's taxonomy places the organism in Eukaryota, Viridiplantae, Streptophyta, Magnoliopsida, Rosales, Rosaceae.
AUGAGAUGGUUGGUCUGGAGACACGGCUAUUAUUGGCCGACCAUUUUAAAAAACUGCAUAGAGUAUACGAAAGGGUGUAUCAAGUGUCAGAUCUAUGGCCCCAUACAAAGGGUACCAGCUGACGUCCUCCACCCGGUUACUAAACCAUGGCCGUUCAGAGGAUGGGCCGUGGAUAUCAUCGGCAAAAUCUACCCAGCCGCGUCCAACCAACACGCCUGGAUUUUGGUGGCAACUGACUAUUUCACUAAAUGGGUAGAGGUGGAGUCCUAUUGGUCCAUUUCUAGCACACAGGUGGUCAUAUUCUUCGAAAAUCACAUCGUCCACAGAUUCGGUAUACCCGAAACCAUCACGGCCGAUAACGGCCCGAUUUUCGCAUCAGCCGAAACUCGAGAAUACGCCGAAAGGAUAGGGAUCAAAUUGGUCCACUCGACACCCUACUACCCACAGUCUAACGGACAGGCCAAGGCGAGCAACAAGGUAAUCAAGGGCAUCCUCGAGAAAAUGAUUGAGAAAAAACCUAGGGCGUGGCACGACUUACUCCCUGAAGCCCUUUGGGCUUACCGAGUCUCAAAACGAUCGGCUACUGGCACAUCCCCUUAUGCCUUAACCUACGGCCAUGACGCCAUCGUUCCGAUGGAGUUAAAGGUUCGGUCUCUCCGUGUGACUGAACGACUUGGGCAGGAAGAGAGGGACUAUGCGUAA